Messenger RNA from Arachis stenosperma, 3603 nucleotides. RefSeq names its product pre-mRNA-splicing factor ATP-dependent RNA helicase DEAH7-like. Gene Ontology annotation, molecular function: ATP binding; RNA binding. The transcript has 12 exons. The record is from RefSeq and is a predicted model, not a curated record. Gene Ontology annotation, cellular component: spliceosomal complex; intracellular anatomical structure. Bases 1 to 3582 code for a protein of 1193 amino acids. Gene Ontology annotation, biological process: mRNA splicing, via spliceosome. Lineage: Eukaryota; Viridiplantae; Streptophyta; Magnoliopsida; Fabales; Fabaceae.
AUGUCUCGUUAUGAUAUUUCAACUUUGAAGGUCCCUGCUUCACCCUCUGGAUAUGAAAGGGAGAAUGAUAGGAAUGAGAGGAGGCAUCACAGAGAUGAGUCAAGAAGUGGUAGCAGAAGACUGAAACAUGUAGACAAUUUUGAAAGUAAGGAGCCUUACUUUGAGAGGGAUUCACGUAGUAGGUAUGGCCAUGAAUACAACAGAAAGAGGGAGCAUUAUUCUGAGAGGGAUUCACGUAGUAGAUAUGACCAUGAAUACAACAGAAAGAGGGAGCAUUAUUCUGAGAGGGAUUCACGUAGUAGAUAUGACCAUGAACGCGGUAGAAGUAAGGAGCCUUAUUCAGAAAGGGAUUCCCAUAGUAGGUAUGACCAUGAAUAUGGUAGAAAGCGAAGCAGAUAUGAGGGUUCAAGGAGAACACCUGGCAGGCCUGACUGGGAUGAUGGGCAAUGGGAAUGGGAAGAUACUCCUCGAAGGGACAGUGUCUCUAGUUCUAGACGUCAUCAACCUUCACCAUCCCCUAUGUUUCUUGGUGCCUCACCUGAUGCACGAUUGGUUUCUCCAUGGUUAGGAGGCAAUACUCCUUAUUCUUCUUCUCCAUGGAACCAUGUGUCUCCAUCUCCUAUUCCAAUACGUACUUCUGGAUCUUCAGUCAAAUCUUCUACUUCUAGAUAUAGUGGAAGGUCCCAUCAACUUACUUUUUCUUCGGGAGCGUCAAGUUCGUAUGAGGAUGAAGUGACUGAUAAGUCCGAGUUUGGUGAAGAACACAAGUAUGAGAUUACUGAAAGCAUGCACGCAGAGAUGGAAUAUGAUGCUGACCGGGCAUGGUAUGAUAGAGAGGAAGGUAGCACAAUGUUCGAUGGAGGAGAUAACUCAUCCCUUUUUCUUGGAGAUGAGGCUACCUUUCAAAAAAAAGAGGCUGAGCUUGCCAAAAGACUGACUAGAAGAGAUGGGACCAAGAUGUCCCUUGCUCAGAGCAAGAAAUUGUCUCAGCUCACAGCUGAUAAUGCUCAAUGGGAGGACAGGCAACUGCUGAGAUCAGGAGCCGUUAGAGGUACAGAGGUUCAGACUGAGUUUGAUGAUGAGGAAGAACGCAAAGUUAUUCUUCUGGUGCAUGAUACAAAACCUCCAUUCCUUGAUGGCAGAGUUGUUUUUACUAAGCAGGCAGAGCCAAUUAUGCCAAUAAAAGAUCCAACAUCUGACAUGGCUAUAAUUUCUCGUAAAGGAUCUACUCUGGUCAGAGAAAUACGUGAGAAACAGAGUUCAAAUAAGUCUCGCCAACGUUUUUGGGAGCUUGCAGGCUCAAAACUUGGCGAUAUCUUAGGUGUUGAAAAGACAGCAGAACAGAUUGAUGCAGACACUGCUACAGUGGGUGAACAGGGUGAAAUAGAUUUUAAGGAAGAAGCUAAGUUUUCACAGCAUUUGAAAAAGGAAGAGGCUGUGAGUGAUUUUGCCAAGUCAAAGAGUAUUGCAGAGCAAAGGCAAUAUCUGCCCAUUUUUUCAGUGCGAGAUGACCUAUUACAGGUAAUUCGAGAAAAUCAGAUUGUGGUAGUGGUUGGAGAAACAGGCUCAGGAAAGACAACCCAAUUGACACAGUAUCUGCAUGAGGAUGGCUACACUAUAAAUGGUAUAGUAGGUUGCACCCAACCCAGGCGUGUGGCAGCUAUGAGUGUGGCCAAGAGAGUCAGUGAGGAGAUGGAGACAGAGCUGGGUGAGAAGGUUGGCUAUGCUAUACGGUUUGAGGAUGUGACUGGGCCAAAUACCAUUAUAAAGUACAUGACAGAUGGGGUUCUUCUACGAGAAACACUCAAAGACUCUGAUCUAGACAAGUAUCGGGUUAUUGUCAUGGAUGAAGCCCAUGAAAGAUCAUUAAACACGGAUGUUCUUUUUGGAAUAUUGAAGAAAGUUGUAGCUCGGCGUCGUGAUUUUAAGUUGAUUGUCACGUCAGCAACGCUGAAUGCACAGAAAUUUUCACAUUUCUUCGGAAGUGUGCCAAUUUAUCAUAUUCCUGGGAGAACAUUUCCUGUGACUACAUUAUGGAGUAAAACUCCAGUUGAAGAUUAUGUUGAAGGUGCAGUGCAGCAGGCCAUGAGGAUUCACAUUACUAGUCCUCCAGGUGACAUUCUUAUCUUCAUGACUGGCCAAGAUGAGAUUGAGGCAGCUUGCUACGCCCUUGCAGAAAGAAUGGAGCAGAUGGUCUCUUCUUCAAAGAAAGCAUUCCCUAAACUCGUGAUUCUACCCAUAUACUCUCAGCUUCCUGCUGAUUUGCAGGCUAAGAUAUUCCAGAGAGCUGAAGAUGGAGCCCGAAAAUGCAUCGUUGCCACUAACAUCGCUGAGACAUCAUUGACUGUGGAUGGUAUCUUCUAUGUCAUAGACACAGGUUAUGGUAAAAUGAAGGUGUAUAACCCAAGGAUGGGAAUGGACGCUCUCCAAGUCUUCCCCGUCAGCCGUGCUGCUGCUGAUCAGCGUGCUGGUCGAGCUGGUAGAACUGGGCCUGGUACAUGUUGUCGACUGUACACAGAGAGUGCUUACCUAAAUGAAAUGUUGCCCAGCCCUGUCCCUGAGAUUCAAAGGACUAACCUCGGCAAUGUGGUCUUGUUGCUGAAAUCUCUUAAAGUUGAUAAUUUACUUGAUUUUGAUUUCAUGGACCCACCUCCGCAAGAUAAUAUUCUCAAUUCUAUGUACCAGUUGUGGUUAUUGGGUGCCCUUAACAAUGUGGGUGCCUUAACAGAUCUUGGCUGGAAAAUGGUUGAGUUUCCACUGGACCCUCCACUUGCCAAGAUGCUUUUGAUGGGUGAACAGCUAGGGUGCCUUGAGGAGGUUCUGACGAUUGUUUCCAUGCUUUCAGUACCGUCAGUUUUCUUUAGACCCAAGGACCGAGCAAAGGAGAGUGAUGCUGCACGCGAAAGAUUUUUUGUGCCAGAAUCUGAUCACUUAACCCUGUACAAUGUCUAUCAGCAAUGGAAACAGCAUGAUUACAGAGGUGACUGGUGUAAUGAUCAUUUUUUGCAUGUUAAAGGUCUAAGAAAGGCCAGAGAGGUGAGAUCCCAGCUGCUUGAUAUUGUCAAGACACUGAAGAUCUCUCUAACCACCUGUUGGCCUGAUACAGACAUAGUCAGAAAAGCAAUUUGCUCAGCAUACUUCCACAAUGCAGCAAGAUUAAAGGGUGUUGGAGAGUAUGUCAACUGCCGGACUGGGAUGCCGUGUCAUCUACACCCCAGUAGCGCACUCUAUGGCAUGGGUGCAACUCCGGAGUAUGUGGUUUAUCACGAGUUAAUCCUAACCACGAAGGAGUAUAUGCAAUGUGCUACAGCCGUGGAGCCCCAGUGGUUGGCUGAGCUUGGACCCAUGUUUUUCUCUGUUAAGGAGUCUGAUACAUCAUUGCUGGAGCAUAAGAAGAAACAGAAACAAGAGAAGACGGCCAUGGAGGAGGAGAUGGAGAAUUUGAAGAAGAUGCAAGCAGAGGUCAAGAGAAAACAGAAGCAGGAGGAGAAAGAAAAGUUGGCUAAGCAGCAACAAGUCUGCAUGCCAGGUUUGAAAAAGGGGUCUUCCACAUAUUUGAGACCAAAGAAACUUGGUUUGUAAAUAAAGUUGUACUCUCAAGAU